This is a messenger RNA of Xenopus laevis (African clawed frog), 785 nucleotides long. RefSeq names its product baculoviral IAP repeat containing 5 like L homeolog (gene birc5.L). Lineage: Eukaryota; Metazoa; Chordata; Amphibia; Anura; Pipidae. Gene Ontology annotation, cellular component: spindle; nucleus; cytoplasm. The record is from RefSeq and is marked provisional.
ACGUCAUUGAGCCGCAUAUUUUUGAAUCCGGCACCAUGUUGAGUAUUUCUCCGAUUGUUUCUCUACGUCGCUGUGAUAAUGAGCCGUCUAUGCCCGACGAAUGGCGCCUGUAUAACUUGGCUACGCGCCUCAGGACCUUCUCUAACUGGCCCUUUACUGAAGACUGCGCUUGUACCCCAGAGCGGAUGGCAGAGGCUGGAUUUGUUCACUGCCCCACUGACAACAGUCCAGAUGUGGUUAAGUGUUUCUUCUGUCUCAAAGAACUAGAAGGUUGGCAGCCUGAGGAUGACCCUAUGGAUGAACACAAGAAACAUUCACCAAGCUGCUUAUUCAUCGCAUUGAAAAAGAAAGCAGAGGAACUGACACUAAGCGAGUUCCUGAAACUGGACUUGGAGCAUACGAAAAUCAAGAUGCAAAAGCAGAUGAACCUGCACAUUGAAAGGUUCCAGGCAAAAGCAAAUGAGGUGCGGGGUCACUUGGAGAAACUUGAUGCUGACGAAACACAGUGAUUUCAUUUUGUGUUUUAAUACUGAGUGUAUAUAUUCCCUGGCUGUAUAAACUGUAUAUUACUUUUUAUGAAACAAUCGACCCUUACCUUAUUUUAUUUUUCUUGUUUUCAUAUUUUGUUUUUACAUAUUCCAUAAACUUAAGAGGCUUUUUUUUAACUGCUAGCUGCACAACCUAUAAUAUAUAUGUUCUUAAAUGUUUUCACACAGAAAACUUAACCUACUGCUUACCAUUCAUGAAGCAUGUAUCUGUGUCAAAUACAUUUGAUUUUAAAUGUC